CCGGCACCGGGGCCGGUCGGGGCGUUCAGGGAUGGAUGCUGCGCCCGGGAGCGCCCCGCCGUCCUCCGCCGCGGCGUUGCGGCUGGCGCUGGCGGCUCCGGGGCUGCCCGAGGGUCCCCUCGGCUGCCCCAUCUGCCUGGACGUGCUGCGGGACCCGGUGACGGUGCCGUGCGGACACAACUUCUGCCAGGGCUGCUUGCAGGCGCUCCGCCAGCGGCCAGGCCCCCCCGACGGCGGCGGGGCGGGCGGGGCCGCCCGCUGCCCGCUGUGCCAGGAGCCCGUCCCCGCGGCCCUGCGGCUCUGCAAGAACCGCGCCCUGUGCGAGCUCCUGCCGCUGCUGGUGGCCGCCACCGGCGCCUCGUCCCCGUCGUCCCCGGCCGCCGCGUCCCCGAUGGCCCCGGGAGCCGAGGAGGAGGACGCGGCGGGGGAGGAAGGAGCGGUGGUGCUGUGCGAUGUGUGCCCGGCCGGGUCCCGCCUGGCGGCCGAGCGCUCCUGCCUGGUGUGCCUGGCGUCCUUCUGCGGGGCGCACCUGGAGCCGCACCGCCGCGCCCCGGCUUUCCGCGCACACCGCCUGGUGGCCCCGCUGCGCCGGCUGGAGGAGGGGCUGUGUCCCCGCCACCUGCAGCCCCUCGACGGCUUCUGCCGCACCGAGCAGAGCUGUGUCUGCUCCCGCUGCCGCGCCCACGAGCAUCGCGCCCACGACGUGGUGCCCCUCGAACAGGAGCGAGAGCACAAGCAGGCCCAACAAGCCAAAUUCCUCAGUGAUGUGGAGAAUGAGCUGGAGGAGCUGGCAGUCACCAUUGCCCAGGCCAAGAAGAUGGUGGAGCUCAUUAAGGGUGCUGCCACAAAGGAGAGGGAAAGGGUCGAGAAGCUCUUUGCAGAGGCCUCUGAGGUGCUGGCGACCUUCCAGAAGGAAGUGACAGGAUUCAUCGAGGACGGGGAGCGCUCCAUGCUGGGGGAGGCCGAGGCCGAUCUCCGCUGGAAGGAGGGGAGACGAGCCAAGCUGGCACAGUGCAAGCAAAACCUGGAGAACGUCCCCAGCACCGACACCAUCUACUUCCUCCAGGAAUUUCAGGCCUUGAAAGUAGCCAUGGAAGAAAACCUCUCUCCACCUUUGAGCUUCCAGAAAGAGCUGAACUUCACCAAGUGCACCCAAGCUGUGGGUGCCAUGAAGGAUGUGCUGUCCACUGCCUGCAAAAACCAGUGGAACUACUUGCAGGGGAAAGGAAUUGAUGGAUUGAAUUGCCAGGAGAUGGAGGAAGCAUUGGCCGAAUCCCGAUUUCCAGACAAGUCAAACAACCCUGCCUGCCUGGAGCACCGAGAUUAUUUCCUGAAAUUUGCCUUCAUCAUCGACCUGGACAGCGACACAGCUGACAAGUUCAUCCAGCUCUUCGGCACCAAGGGGGCCAAACGGGUGCUGUGCCCCAUCCCCUACCCAGAGAGCCCCACCCGCUUCAUCAACUGCGAGCAGGUGCUGGGUUUGAACCUCAUGAACAGGGGCAACUACUACUGGGAGGUGGAGCUGAUCGACGGCUGGGUCAGCAUCGGGGUCAUCGCCGAGGAUUUCGACCCGCGGGAGGCCUACAACCACGGCCGCCUGGGCAGGAACGACAGGUCCUGCUGCCUGCAGUGGAACGGCCAGAACUACGUGGCCUGGUUUGGUGGCUUCGAGUGCGCCAUCCAGCAGCCCUUUUUCCACACCAUCGGCGUCUUCCUGGAGUAUUCAGAAAAGGCUUUAACCUUCUACGGAGUCAAGGACUCCAAAAUGACCUGCCUGCAGCAGCUCAAGGUCUCCCCUCCUGCCAAGGGGAAGCUUGACCCGUUCCAGAACAAGAUCAACCGCCAGUUUGCCUCUCUCUUCUCGUGCAGGCUGAAGCCAGCCUUUUUCCUGGAGAGUGUGGAUGCCCACCUGCAGAUCGGGCCGCUGAAGAAGGACUGUGUGUCGGUGCUGAAGCGCCGGUGACUGCCCACGGAGAGGGGCACGGACACACGCACAAAUUCUCUCCUGCAGGUUACUGCCACCUCUCCUUGGUAGCCCUGUCUGUCUCUGUGGCAGCCCUCCCUCCUCUCUGCACUGUUGGGGACCCAGGGCUGGAUGAAGCCUCCUGAUGGGCAGGGCUGGGGGCCAGGAUGGGGCUGGAUCCGAGUGCCAGCUGUGCCACUGAGUGAGCUUGGGCGAGUCCCUGUGCUUCUCCCUGCCCUCAGCUUCCCUUUCUGGACAUCAGGGACUGCGACAGCCUUUCUUGGUAAAGUGUGUGCUCAGAAGUGCCACACGGAUUUGGAGCUGUGCCUUGGCCACCUGCCCAGUCCCUCUCCUUCACCUCUGCUUGCUCUGCCCCGGCAACUUGUGCAGAUGCUUUGUGCCUUAUCUCAGGCUCUGUUGCUGAUGCUUUUUUAAGUGCUGCCUCAUCGACACCUUCUGCAUGCUCCCCACGAAGUGCCUUUGCUGGAGCAAGCCCUGUGUGCACCAGGUGAACCCUCAAGGCAGACGUGGUCACUUCCCUGGUGCCCCAUCACUGCUGUGCCCUGGCAUGGGAGAGAUGGUGCUCUGGGAGAGGGAUGUGGAGGAGCCUGGGGCGAUGCUGAUGUGAUGCAGCUCCUCUCCUUGCACACCCAUUAGUGCUGCAAAUGUGAAACAAGGAUCUCUUGUUUCACAGCUGGGAAAGGGAGAAACCUCCUGCCGAGAAGCAGCACCACUGAGCUGAAAAUCUGCCCCUUAGCUUAGAGAUUUUUAAGUGACAGAGGUGCUGUGAAUAUGUCCCAGAGAUAAAUGGUCUGGUUUAGUGUUCUAGGGACAGCUGUGAGUGUCUCAAUAAAGGUGCAGCACCAGUCAGCUACUAAACAACCCUUUAGGCUCUGGGAAUAACAAGUAACAAUUAACAAAAACUACUCUCAAGCGAGAGAGAACACUGUUCCCUUCAGGAAAAGUGGAAACUCGAGGCUGAGAGACAAAACUGCUGGUUCACAUGUCCUAAGGGAGCUUUUUCAGAAGGAAAACAUAGAAAUACUGCCUGUGAGGGUGGCACAGAGCAGCUCCUGUCUCAGCACAGCGUGCCUUUCCACAAGUUUAUUUUUUCUGGGGUUAUUUUGCUACCUACCUCCCAAAGCUUGCUUUACAGAACUGUGGUGCUGUGUAAUAUACACCUGGAGAGAAAAUACAGAGGGUCAGGUUCUUCACUGGCAUGAGUGAGUCAGGGAUGAUGCAACAACCAUCAGCAGGGAUAAUAAACAGCCCAUUUAGCUAAAUAUAUGAUUUAUUUUUUUCCCCCCAAAGGAUAAACUGGAAAUCAUAGUGCUGUAUUCAAGUGGAGCCAAGGGAAAAAUGUGAACGUGAAUAAAAGGCAGGCACAAAACUGGGAGGUUUGAAGUUAAAGCCAUGGUUACAUCUAAAACCACAUUUACAUGCUGAGGCUCAAAGAGCUCCUUUACUGUGACUCCUUUGCCAGCUCUGCCAAUUUCUGCUGGUGCAGAAAGAGCUGCCAGUUGUCCUGAAAAUUAGGAUAUUUGAGUGGAUGAAGGGUCUGAGCGCAGCCACCCCUUCCCCAGGGCUAGGCUGGUGAGUCAGUUUGGGAAGGGGCUGCUGGCAUCUCUCUGCAAACUCCUUCUCCUUCUCCUCCUCCUCCUCCUCCUCCUCCCCUGCAUGAGGUGACUCCUAAACUGCUGCAAGCAGUGGGAAAAGGAACAGUAGGGCUUCCAGACUGAAAUCUUCAGCUGAAAUCUUGGCCUUUCCCGGCUGGUGGGAAUGCUGCCCAGACUUCUGUCCGGAUGGGAAUUCAUUCCCUGCAUCCUGAGCUCCAAACCCUCUUUGUUUAGCUGGCGCCAGCGGCCCCUACAGAGCUCAGCCCUAGCACGAGAUGUCAGCAGUGACACAGAGCAGGCGUCGCUGCUGUUGUGUGCACACAGGGAGAACGUGGUGUCACCAAUUCCUGAUGGGAUGAGAAAGGUAGAGCCGUGCCACAGCCUCUGCAUGGUCACAUCCUGGGAGGACGAGGGAGGGAAGGAACCUUAAUCUCUGCAGGAAGAGAUUUCCCAUGCAGGCCCACAUCUGCGCCCUAAAUCUCAUUUAUUCAGGCUAAACUCCCACAGUUUGCAGCGAGGAGUUUUGCCAGAGUAAACACAGCAGAUCUGUUUGCCCUGUUUCAUUUCACCAUAGGCGGAUUGAUUGCUCCAAGGGGAAACCCACACUGGAGCCAUGCAUCCCGCCCUUCUCCACUUUCCCAGUGCACAGACACAAACCUCUGACCUCUUUUGGAGCUUGGGAGGCUCAGAGGGAUCCUCUCUUUCCACCCUGUCACCUGUGGGAGCAGCUCAAGAGGCUGCUGGGGUGUCUGGGCAUGGUGUGUGGUUGUGCUGCUGCUGUGGGUGGAUUCAUGGAUGCAGCUCCACAUCUGGGGGGUCCCUUUGGAUGUGCCACAGUUGGGAAGUGCUGCCCAACCCUCUCUUUCCUGCUGCUUGCUUUUAUCCUGGUAGGGAGUGCUAAAACCCCUCCUGGUUUAGGGAUGAUUUACAAUAGGAGCAAUCCCCCCAGGAGCUGGGUCAGAGUUUUCUCUGUGCUGCCAGUAAUUUGGGCUGUAAACUGGAACAAUCAGGGAGUGUGCACUGCGCCAGCUCUGGAUCCCCGAUUCUGCUGUAAACAAAGGGUUAAAUGCAGGGUGAGAUGAGUGGAGAUGGAUCGAUAGCACUUGGCAAUUUAAACAGCCUUUCCUUGUUCCCUUGGGUUAUUUCUGCUGUUCACAGAGUGUUCCUCUUUUUAAUUAGGAUUUUUUAAAUACAGUUUUACAGUGUGUGAAAAAACUGUAACAGAAUAAUAUAAUGGUGUUAGAGACUAUGAUUUGACCAUUAAAUAUGAUACAGUCAUUGCCCUGGGUUGUCUUUCCUUUAAAUACCAAUUUAAAUACCAUUUGAGUUGUCCCAUAUCUUAUGUUUAUUUUUCUGUGUCCUGUACAUCUGGCAUAAAAUAACACAGAUUUUAUUUUCCAAGUGUGUCCAUGGGAAUUCUGCCACACAUUUUUGUUGCAAAAGGAGAAGAAGAACCUUCAAAUCCAGUAGUAAUUGUCAGUUCGGGGCAAUUAAAAACAAUGAAUUGUCUCAGUUCUCUCUUCUAUGCCUGUCCUCAUCCUACAAAUAAAAAAGAUUAUCAG
Molecule: messenger RNA, 5141 nt
Organism: Poecile atricapillus (Black-capped chickadee)
Lineage: Eukaryota; Metazoa; Chordata; Aves; Passeriformes; Paridae
Gene: TRIM47
Product: tripartite motif containing 47
Exons: 6
Coding region: 32-1963 (643 amino acids)
Molecular function (GO): protein binding; zinc ion binding
Source: RefSeq, a predicted model, not a curated record